CAUACAUUUGUGGCUUUUUCUUCAUCACCGACUGUCGAAAUAAAAGACCCCAAAUUCAUCAUUUAUUUACGAUCUUACCAUCAUCACCCUUUUGCACUUUUCGCUAUCCAAAUUAUUUUAUCACUUCACAGAGCUUGGAAGCAGUGUCGGUGGCGGAUACAAUGCUGGAGCGGUGCCUGGGAACUCGCCGACUCCGUCAGAUCCAACGUGCGUGCCGUCACGGCACCGUCACCUUCUUCUGCCUCUUCCUCACGGUGGUCGUCCUCCGCGGCACAAUCGGCGCCGGCAAGUUCGGAACCCCCGAGCAAGACUUGAAGGAGAUCCGCGACCACCUCUACUAUGGUGGCCGCCGGGUGGAGCCUCGCCGCGUCCUCGAAGAAGUUCAAACGGAAUCCAACAGCUACGCCACCUUCGACAUGUCGAAGAUCCUAGUGGACGAGGAUGUCGGCGGCGAUGAUGAGAAGCGUGAUCCAAACACACCUUACAGUUUGGGUCCCAAGAUCUCUGACUGGGACCAACAACGUGGUCGGUGGCUGAAAAAAAACCCGGAUUACCCGAAUUUUAUCGGACCCAAUAAGCCCCGGGUUCUUCUGGUAACCGGGUCUUCGCCCAAACCGUGCGAGAACCCGGUUGGGGAUCAUUACCUGUUGAAGUCUAUUAAGAACAAGAUUGAUUAUUGCAGGCUUCACGGGAUUGAGAUAUUCUACAACAUGGCACUUUUGGACGCUGAAAUGGCAGGGUUUUGGGCUAAGUUACCUUUGAUUCGGAAGCUGUUGCUGUCUCAUCCCGAGGUUGAGUUUCUGUGGUGGAUGGACAGUGAUGCCAUGUUCACUGAUAUGGCGUUUGAGGUUCCCUGGGAGAGAUAUAAAGAUAAGAACUUUGUGAUGCACGGUUGGAACGAGAUGGUGUAUGAUGAGAAGAAUUGGAUUGGUUUGAACACUGGGAGUUUCCUUCUUAGGAAUUGUCAGUGGUCGUUGGACAUUCUUGAUGCUUGGGCUCCCAUGGGUCCCAAAGGGAAAAUCAGAGACGAUGCUGGGAAAAUCCUCACUAGGGAGCUCAAGAAUCGACCGGUUUUUGAAGCUGAUGAUCAAUCUGCUAUGGUUUAUUUGUUGGGCACUGGGAGGGAGCAAUGGGGGGAUAAGGUUUACCUUGAGAAUGCUUAUUAUUUGCAUGGUUAUUGGGGGAUUUUGGUUGAUAGGUAUGAAGAGAUGAUUGAGAAUCAUCAUCCUGGUUUUGGUGACCAUAGAUGGCCACUCGUGACUCACUUUGUGGGGUGCAAGCCAUGUGGCAAGUUUGGGGAUUACCCAGUUGAGAGGUGCUUGAAACAGAUGGAUAGAGCCUACAAUUUUGGGGACAAUCAGAUUUUGCAGAUGUAUGGGUUUACCCACAAGUCACUUGCUAGUCGCAGGGUCAAGAGAGUGAGGAAUGAGACCAGCAAUCCCCUUGAGGUCAAGGAUGAGCUUGGAUUGCUUCAUCCUGCUUUCAAAGCUAUCAAGUUGCCUACUUCUUCUUGAUGGUUUCCACAGUUUAUGAUUUGCUUCCACAAAAUUUGAACCACUAUUCAUCUGCGGCCACUACUGCAGUUACGUAUAGUAUUAUAGUACACGUCAAUUCUGUAGCUGCUGUUGUUAUUCAUCUCUUUAUCUAGUGUUCAAAAUUGUAAUCUUUUUUUAUUUUGCUUUUACGGAUCAUUGUAUUAGUAUUGGGUUAUAUUGAACCUUUAGAAUAACAAAUACCCUCUCAUCUG
Messenger RNA from Gastrolobium bilobum, 1747 nucleotides. RefSeq names its product xyloglucan 6-xylosyltransferase 2-like. Gene Ontology annotation, cellular component: trans-Golgi network; membrane; endosome. Gene Ontology annotation, biological process: xyloglucan biosynthetic process. Lineage: Eukaryota; Viridiplantae; Streptophyta; Magnoliopsida; Fabales; Fabaceae. The record is from RefSeq and is a predicted model, not a curated record. The coding region runs from base 162 to 1514 and encodes 450 amino acids. Gene Ontology annotation, molecular function: xyloglucan 6-xylosyltransferase activity; hexosyltransferase activity; UDP-xylosyltransferase activity. The transcript has a single exon.